Messenger RNA from Archocentrus centrarchus (flier cichlid), 5060 nucleotides. Its product is annotated as integrin alpha-M-like. The record is from RefSeq and is a predicted model, not a curated record. Gene Ontology annotation, biological process: cell adhesion mediated by integrin; cell-matrix adhesion; cell-cell adhesion. Bases 320 to 3742 code for a protein of 1140 amino acids. Lineage: Eukaryota; Metazoa; Chordata; Actinopteri; Cichliformes; Cichlidae. Gene Ontology annotation, molecular function: integrin binding. Gene Ontology annotation, cellular component: external side of plasma membrane; integrin complex. The transcript is spliced from 30 exons.
UACUCCUAUCCUAGAGGAAAACAUGCUGGGAGGAGCCUUUUGCAGUUGGGGGAAUCUUUAAUGUUUUCUAUGUUUUCCUCUGCUGUACUUUAGCGUUAGUCAGACUGGUCCAGGGAGAGAAGUCAGCUGCUUUCGCUGUAGUUAUUUUCCUGUUGCGUCUUGGCUUUCAGAAAAUAAAUUGAGCAGCCAGUCAGCUGAUAUCCUCUUCAUUGGCUUAUGAUGUAAACUUAGCACUUAUUAGUGACACCUCACUCACCCUUUAAAUAAUAGCAAUAAUAAUUACACUAUUAAUAUCACUUCUUUUCAUGGGAGUAACACAAUGGACUGGACAAUCACUGCUAUGCUAUUCGUGUCAGCACUAAAUGCUGCACUUUGUUUCAAUAUUGAUCCUGUGGCCUGGAAGACCCUGAGGAGCUCUGCUGCUGGUUUUGGCUACCAGGUGGUUCAAAGACAGUCAGAUUUGCUCGUCAGUGCCCCUCUUGAACAGUAUUCACAAAAUGGAAGAGGGAAAAUAUAUAGAUGCUCCGCCUCUGCCCAAAACUGCCAAAACAUACAAUUUCAAGCACCAGAUUUUGCAGUCAACAUGUCCCUUGGGUUGACGAUGAAAAGUGAUCCCACAUCACAAAGGACUGUGGUGUGCGGUCCAACCAUUCCAAAAGACUGCAAUAUUACCACCAUGUACAAUGGUGUGUGCUUUGAGAUGGAUCAUGACAAUAGAUUUGGACCAUCAAUACCUUCCUCUCUUCAAGAGUGUCGAACACAAGCAGACAUCGCCUUUCUGUUGGAUGAUUCAAGCAGCGUAUCUGGUCUUGAUUUUCAAACAAUGAAGACAUUUGUGAAAAAUUUAAUCCGGUCAUUUCUUCCAAGUGACGCACAGUUUUCUGUUACCCAGUUCUCCAGGUCACCACAGGUUCAUUUUUAUUUUAGAAAAUUUUCCUCAUCUGGAUCAAUGGAGACCACCAUCGAUGGACUCAAUAAACUGAGGGGAACUACUUACACAGCUAAGGCCAUCAGACAUGUUGUGGAAAAUGUUUUCACAUCACAAAGAGGUUCCAGACCAAAUGUGAAGAAGGUCUUGAUAUUAAUUAUUGAUGGAGAGUCUCAUGAUCGGAAGGAUCUGGGAGGUGCAGCGAGACUAGCAGAGAGUAAAGAGAUUGUUCGAUUUGCUAUUGGGGUGGGGAAUGCAUUUAUUACACCCGCAGCAAAACAAGAACUGGACACCAUUGCAUCGUCUCCCUCAGACAAACAUGUGUUUCGAGUGGAAAACUUCAACACACUUGAAAUAAUAAGACAGAAUCUGCAAGAUAAAAUUUUCUCCAUUGCAAGAUCUCAAAGUGGUGGAGAGUCACUGAAAAUGGAAAUGUCUCAGGAAGGAUUCAGUGCAGCUUUUGUGCCUGAGGGAAUUCAGAUGUCUAUUGUUGGUGCAAACCAGUGGAAGGGAGGCUACGUGCAGUACACAGCAGGAGGCCAGAAGGUGAAGACAUAUGAUGAUGUGUCUUUGGAGCCUGACAGUUAUCUUGGUUACUCCAUGGCAAUUGCUAAAACCCGACGUGGCUCUCUGACAAUUGUUGGUGCUCCAAGAUAUAAACACAGAGGAGUUGUGGUCGCUGUUUACAGCGAAAGCUUUAGAACCCAAAAGAUUGAACCCUUUUCAUCCCAGUAUCAGACUGGUGAAUAUUUCGGGGCAGAGGUGUGUGCCAUGGACAUAAAUAAUGAUGACAUCACUGAUCUAAUCUUCAUAUCUGCCCCAACGCACACGGAGCCUGAUGGAGAGGGAAGAGUUUAUGUUUGCAGAUUAACUGGUUUGUUUGUCGAGUGUAAUUUUGAUGAUCCGUUAAUACUCAGAGGACAUGCAGCUGUCAAAGGAAGGUUCGGCUCUUCUCUUGCUGUGCUGCCUGAUCUAAACUCAGAUGGAUUCAGGGAUUUGGCAGUUGGAGCACCUUUGGAGAAUGAUGGUGAAGGCAGCAUCUACAUAUUCCAUGGAGAAGGAGGAAGAAUCACUCCUACUUACUCACAGAGAAUUACUGGCUCUGAGGUUCAGUCAGGACUGAAGUUCUUUGGCUUAUCAAUCAGUAAAUUAUCGUUUGACCAGAGUGGUGAUGAACUGCCUGACUUAGCGGUGGGUUCAAAGGGCACAGUUGUCUUACUGAGAUCAAGGCCCAUAGUAAUGGUGAAAGCUGAGGUGUCAUUCAGCCCAAAGCAAAUUCCUACUCAGAAUGUAGACUGCUCAGAAACACUGGAGAACACAGCUACAAUCUGCUUUACCAUGAGCAGAGUGUCUACAGUCAACACAGCUCAAGCAAGGAUUCGUUAUACUUUAACACUGGAUGCCACUCGCAAACCUCCAAACAGCCGAGCUUACAUCAGUGGGAAACAACGAGAGCAGUCCGGAUCAGUUACUGUUGACUUGGGAAGAAAAGAGUGUUCAACUGUGAAAUUCCUUAUUGAGGCCUGUCCAGAAGAUGCUCUCAGUGAACUUUCCAAUGAGCUCAAAUUCGUUUUUGAUGGUUUGCCCUCAAACACAAAUCUCAGACCAAGUCUCGCCCCACAGGCUCAAACAACAACCAUUUAUCCUUUAGGUUUUGAGAUCAACUGUGGCACUGACAACAAAUGCGUUGAUAACCUGAAAGUGGAUUUCAGCUUCACCAGAUCCUCAGAGGUUAAAGUGGGCAUUGAUGAGCUUUUGGAUGUCACAGUCACAGUGGAGAACAGAGGGGAAAACUCCUACAACAGCCGUGUUAUUCUCACGUACCCAGCUGGACUCUUCUACAGGAAGUUCACCAUUCUGCAGGGAAGAAUUGAGUGCAGCUCCUUGGACAGUGAAGAUGGUUUAUCACGAGGAAGCACAGACUGCUCUAUUAAAAAGCUAAUUUUCAAGAGCAAAACUAAGGCUUCCUUCAUUGUAUCCUAUGGGAUUGAAACAAACAGUCAACUACAGAAGAAGAUUUUUGUCACUGCAAAUGCCACCAGUGGAAAUCAGGAGCAUGCUGCUACAAGUGAACUCUACAAAAAGAAAUCGAUUGAUGUGAAAGACAGCAUUUUAAUGACAGUUAUAAACUCCUUCAGCUACAAUAGUUUCACUUCUGGGAGGAAUAAUUUGCAGAAACCAUUCCAACAAUCAAUCACAAUCACAAAUGAUAUCAGAGCGCUUAAUUUCACAGUGGUGAUCAGAGUUCCAGUGAAGCUCGGUGAAAAAGACAUUUGGGUGGAUUUGAACAGUCUACAGAUUGCAGAGUGUCAGGGAGACAAUGAUGAAGAACCACUUGAGAAAGAUUUUGUUGCCCAGAUACUAAAAAAUAAAGUAGUGGACUGCUCUGUAGCCAGGUGCAGAGUGUUCAAGUGCAACACAUUGAUGGGAAUACGGGAGAGCAGGACAUAUGAAAUCUCUGCCAACCUCAGUUCAGGAUGGAUAGAGCAGAUUGGACUUCAGUCUGCCAAAUUCCUCUUGACCAGCACAGCCAGUCUGGAGUAUGACAAAAACCAGUACAUCUACUUUUCAACAGGGUCCAACAUUAUUCUUCCUGUUCAUAAGAUUGAGGCAAAGGUAGAAGUGUAUCCUGAGCAAAAUUUCACCAAAGAGAUCGUUGGAGGAUCCAUGGGAGGGUUGGUUUUUGUGGCUUUACUCACUGCUGGCCUCUAUAAGGCUGGAUUUUUCAAGAGUAAAUACAAACAAAUGGUGAAAGAAAGCAGGAGGAGACGUCCACGUCCAGACCCAGAUGAAGGUGCAUCUCCAGCAGAAUGAAAAAAUAUUUUACCCCACUGACUGCAGCUGACAACAAAACAAAACCAUCUCAACAUCUACAUUACUGUUUUCCCUGAUUAGUUCAUCUGUACUAUACCUCAUAUUUGUAGUUUAGAAGAAAGAUACAUACAUAUAUACAUACAUGUUCGGUAUGAGUGGGGGAGGGAUUAGUGGCUGGUGUCAUUGUGUGAUGUAAUAUCCAGGCAGCAUAUACCCAUCAUCUCGCUCUCUGUAGCCAUUUAAUUUUUUUUUAACAUGCUUUUGAAUAGAUGUCCUCUGUUUCCGAUCGUUCAGCAAUGAGCACAGAGCAAUGAACCAACUUGAAAUUUCUGGUCCAGUUUGGGAAAACUGUCAGAAGCACUAGGAAUGCUGCUGCAAGUGCAUGGAGAUGUGUUUUUGAGUGGUGGAAGAGGUAAAUCAAAAACUAACCACACCUAUCAGGGCUGUAUGGGGACUACAAGAAGUAAUCAAGUACAAAUGCUUCGAUACUGCACUUAAGUAGAAUUUUCAGGUAUUUGUACUUGAGUUUACCACUAAAGCUCCGUUUAGCUUUGGGAUCUUUGGGACAUUUUGUGUCAUUUUAUUUUUUAUUUACAUGCCAUUUUGUCUUUGCUGAAUGAACAAAAAAAAAACUGACAAAACUGACACAUUUGAUCUUUGGGACAAAAUAUGUCCCAUUGAAAACCAUUAAAAAUGACAUGUUUGAUCCCACAUUUUUCUUUCCAUCAACUAAUGCAUUCUUUUACAUUAAGAUUCUAUUUUGGAGUAUUUGACUUUCAGUGUUUGUAUUUGUCCACCAAUUGAGGCUACUUUUUACCAUUCAAAUCUACUGAAAUAAGAUUUUUGGAAGGGGGCAUUUUUUUUUUUAUUCAUAGGAUCACGAGUGUAAGUUUUUUGUUUUGUUUUUUGUUUUGUUUUUUUUUUUAAACCUGAUACUGUAGGAAAACUAAACUAAGAUGUUAAUCACUGACUCAUCUUAGGCCUUAAUAAAAAUAAAAAUAAAAUACUUUUCAAAAUGCAUUUUAUGGGAAUGAUUUUAGUUUUGUUGUUUUGGUCAAAACAAAGGUGGUAUGUAAGAAUACUGGCCUUUAAAGGGUUAAAAUCCCUCCAAAAUAUGUAAUAUUUGAUAUAUUUAUUACAGGCUGAAGUAGUUUUAAAAGACUGAAUCAUUUAAAGUGGAAAAAAAAUAUUACUUUAUAAUAUUUUUACAGCAGUUUUUGGGAAGGGGACGUUUUUGUUGUCCGAAAGAUCACAAAUGUAAUUUUUUUGUUUAUCACGCUUUCUGUUUUUUAAUAUGGUGAUUCUGUUUUUAACAUGU